AUGGCCCAAGAUAAUCGGGAGGUUGUCGCCCGAGCUCAUCAGCAAGUCAAUACCAUGGCAUCCUGUAUAAGGGAUAUCACGAGGGUGAAUCCUCCCACUUUCGACGGGUCUAAGGUUGAAGAAGUCCCCCAAGAGAUCAUUGAUGAAGUCUACAAGAUACUUUUUGCUAUGGGGUUGUCCACUAGUGAACAGGACAAUCUAGCCACAUAUCAAUUCAAGGAUGUGGCUCAAACAUGGUAUGUUCAAGGGAGGGAAAAUAGACCUCUUAAAGGUGGUCCGGUGACUUGGGGGAUUUUCAAGAAAGCUUUUCUCGAUCAGUUCUUUCCUAGACUGAUGAGGGAGGCCAAAGUGUCAAAGUUCAUCAACCUUCGUCAAGUAGGUAUGAGUAUGCUUGAAUACUCCAUGAAAUUUACUCAACUGUCAAAAUUUGCGCCUUCUAUGGUUUUCGAUCCUAGAGAUGAAAUGAACCUCUUUGUUGCAUGGCAGGUGGAGGAGGAAAGGGCUAGGAGGAAGAGUAGAGAUGCAAAAAGGGCAACAUCUUAUGGUGGUGGUUCUUUAAAGAAUAGGCUUGAGAUCCAAGACAAGACUAUAUUCAAGAAAAGGUUCUCAAAUCAAGUUCCAACUAAGUUCCCAAAGGCUCGUAAUGAAAAGGGUGAAAAUCCUAAGACUAUAAAGGGAAGAGGUACUAGUUCACCAAAUACGAAGUUAACUUAUGGUGAGUAA
Molecule: messenger RNA, 723 nt
Organism: Solanum pennellii
Lineage: Eukaryota; Viridiplantae; Streptophyta; Magnoliopsida; Solanales; Solanaceae
Exons: 2
Coding region: 1-723 (240 amino acids)
Source: RefSeq, a predicted model, not a curated record